This is a messenger RNA of Colletotrichum phormii, 3081 nucleotides long. Its product is annotated as OPT oligopeptide transporter. The coding region runs from base 1 to 3081 and encodes 1026 amino acids. Lineage: Eukaryota; Fungi; Ascomycota; Sordariomycetes; Glomerellales; Glomerellaceae. Gene Ontology annotation, molecular function: oligopeptide transmembrane transporter activity. Gene Ontology annotation, cellular component: plasma membrane. The transcript is spliced from 2 exons. The record is from RefSeq and is a predicted model, not a curated record. Gene Ontology annotation, biological process: transmembrane transport.
AUGAGCCAAAGAAGGGCAUCCGGCCACAAAAGCAAGCCAAAGGCACCUUUCCCUCCCGACCCUGACGCCGAUACGGUUGCUCUCGCUCUAGAACCUUUGCCUCUUCUUGCACCUGCAGACGGUCCCACAAACGACAGCCCUGCCGCUGCUGAAGCUGAUGUUGCGAUUUCCUCGACUACCUCGUCAUCCGUACAAACCGCCUCUGACCCAUAUAACACGGCACGCCACCCUCGAUCUCGCCCUUCCACUUUGCGAAGCCGACCAUCUGCCCUUUCACACGCUUCCAGCGCCGGCGAAUAUGGUGACGAUACGAUCGAACCGAACCCUCAAUCUCCCGUCCCGCCUCUAGACGACGGCACAAUGCCUUCGAAACCUUCUCUUCUGCGCUCUUCGCGCGACGACGCCCCGUCAUACGGUGCCGUCUCCCAAGACCCCAGCCGCAAUGUAUCACCUACCGGAAGUGAUUCAAGGACGGGAAACGCACAUCCGAUGCGAUAUGUCUCCGAUACCACCAGGUCAGCUUCCUCGAGGUUCUCUACCGCCUCAAGGAGGGAGAGCUCUCGCCUCUCCGAGGAGCUGGAUGCUGCCGCCCUUACAACCGGGCUGGAGGGGCGCUUUGGCGUGACCCAAGCUCCAGUGACGACAAACAUGCUCGAGGAUGCCAAGUCAGACGCCGCCGAAGAUGAGGUGGACUACGACGACUACACAGGCAGCGAGCCUGACGAGGAUCCGGUUGACAACUCGCCUCACGAAGUCGUCCGCGCCUCGGUGCCGCCGACAGAUAAUAUCACCCUGUCCAUCAACACCCCGAGGAUGUGGACACUCUCGUUUCUCUUUUCGGUGCUCGGCUCUUCGACCAACUUGUUCUUCUCGCUACGAUACCCCAGUGUUGCUAUUACGCCUGUCAUUGCCUUGUUGCUCGUCCAUCCACUUGGUCUCAUGUGGGACUACCUUCUCAAAUAUCACAGCGAUCCUGCGGAGGAAUUUCUGGAUGGUGUCCUCCAGACUGAUGGCGAGAACCGCCCGCCAGCGAAACGGUCCUUGACCCGAUUUCGCAGAUGGCUCGCGCAAGGACGGUGGAACGAGAAGGAGCAUACUUGCGUCUACGUGAGCAGCAACGUCUCGUUCGGAUUCGCUUUUGCUACCGACGUCAUUGUUGAGCAGUCUAGGUUCUACCACCAGGAAGCUACAACAACCUACCAAAUUCUCCUGAUUCUUUCGACUCAAAUCCUCGGUUACGCCUUUGCCGGCCUUACGCGUCGAUUUCUGGUUCGACCCAGCGGCAUGAUUUGGCCCGGAACUUUGAUGUCCGCGGCCAUGUUUGGGACACUCCAUAAGGAGGAGAACAGGAUUGCAGACGGUUGGAGGAUCUCAAGGUGGAAGUUCUUCUACCUCGUUUGGUUUGGAGGGUUCGUCUUUUACUUCCUUCCCGGCCUCCUGAUGCCGUGCCUCAGCUACUUCAACGUCAUUACGUGGUUUGCGCCGAAAAACGUGGUUGUCGCCAACCUCUUUGGCACCGUCUCUGGUCUGGGAUUGUUUCCCUUGACCUUUGACUGGGCUCAGGUCACGUACAUUGGGUCUCCUCUUUUGGUCCCCUUCUGGGCUGCCAUGAACGUCAUUGGUGGUCUCGUUAUCGUCAUGUGGCUUAUUGCGCCUAUCGCCUACUACGCCAACGUCUUCUACUCAUCCUAUAUGCCAAUUCUGUCCUCUGCGGUAUUCGACAACAAAGGCAAGGUCUAUGAUGUGAGCAAGAUCCUGACCCCCGAAUUCCUUUUCGACAAAGACGCAUAUAGCAAGUACAGCCGGGUUUUCCUGCCCAUCACCUAUGUGCUCAGUUAUGGUGUUCAGUUCGCUGCCCUGGCGGCGCUCCUGACGCACACAUUUUGCUGGCAUGGCAAGGACAUGUGGAACACGUGGAAGACGGCCAUGGCGGAAGCUCGCAAUGAAGGGCAGGCGGUUUACCAGCCUGUCUCAGGCAGUUCUGAGCACAUCAGACCUCAGCGAUCUUUCAACAGCAGCAACGGAGGUCUCUCGAGAUCUUCUUCCAACCUCGAGGGCAUGAUGUUCCGAGAAGAUGUUCACUGCCGACUGAUGAAGCGGUACAUGGACGCCCCCCUUUCCUGGUAUCUAGCAACGUUUGUCACGAUGCUGGCCGUGGGCAUCUUUGUUGUUGAAUAUUACCCCAUCCACCUCCCGUGGUACGGCUUGCUCAUGUCACUAGGGAUCUGCGCCAUAUUCUUCAUUCCCAAUGGCAUCAUCAUGGCAGUGACCAAUCAGCACAGCAGCAUCUAUUUGAUCUGCCAGCUCAUCUGCGGCGCCGUGUUCCCUGGCCGCCCAAUCGCAAACAUGGUGUUUGUCACCUAUGGCUACAUCUCGUCAGCUCAGGGCAUCAAGUUUGCCUCCGAUCUCAAGCUUGGCCACUACAUGAAAAUUCCGCCUCGCAUCAUGUUUUCGGUGCAAAUGGUGGCCACGAUUGUGUCGUCCUUGACCCAGAUCGGCGUCCUCAACUGGAUGUUUGCCAACGUCAAGGGCAUCUGCACGCCAGAGGCUGUCAAUGGCUUCACAUGCCCGAUCGCGCGGGUGCACUUCAACGGCUCUAUUUUAUGGGGUGUGGUUGGACCGGGUGAGUUUUUCGGACCGAACGCAACGUACCGCGGACUUGUGUGGUGCUUCCUCAUUGGAGCCAUCGCACCGAUUCCCCUGUGGCUCUAUGCACGCAAGAAUAGGCACAGCAUCGUUCGAAAGAUUAACCUCCCGGUCGUUUUUGGAUCCAUGGCGUGGAUUCCACCGGCGACGGGACUCAACUUCUCGGUGUGGGCGGUGGUUUGCUACGUCUUCAACUACCUGGUCAAGAGGAGAAAGAGCGCGUGGUGGGCAAAGUACACCAUGACCAUGAGCGCAGCGUUGGACUCGAGUCUGGCGUUCGGCAUUGUCGUGGUGUUCUUCGGCUUCGUCUACCCCGGGCACAUGAAGGGCUUCAAAUGGUGGGGUACGGAAGUCUACAAGCAAGGCUGCGACUGGCAGGCGUGCUCGUAUAACACGGUACCCGAAGGAGGGCAUUUCGGCCCCGACAAGUGGUGA